This is a messenger RNA of Aspergillus steynii IBT 23096, 3162 nucleotides long. RefSeq lists its product as uncharacterized. The transcript is spliced from 6 exons. Bases 1 to 3162 code for a protein of 1053 amino acids. Lineage: Eukaryota; Fungi; Ascomycota; Eurotiomycetes; Eurotiales; Aspergillaceae. The record is from RefSeq and is a predicted model, not a curated record.
AUGAAGACGAAGAUGAGCGAGCCUAAUCUCAAAGGCAAAAAGAAGCCAAUGAAUGACACGGAGCCUACUCCUGAGACUCCCAAUCGACGUUUGGGGCAUGCCAAAUUGUCUGUUCAAAGUCUGAAGCCCAGGAAUGCCUCCGAGUCGUUGCCAAAGACUCCAAGGCAGCAUCAGCUGGGAGGCAAGUCAUCUGUGCCUGGCCCCAAGAGCCAACACUCCGAGUCCAACUUGAGAAGAGUCAGGUCGACGUGUUCCACGAAGUACUCCAAUUCGCCCAGUUCUCCGCUUAAUGCACCCAGUGUUCCAGAGCUUCCUCGAUCAAAGUCCAGUUGGACCCUAGGAGGCACUGAUCAAAAGGAGAAUGUGCCACGCUUCAUGUCAUCGGUCCAAGCCAGAAGCAUCAGAGCGGUGCAGUACAACCUUCCUCCAAAGCUCGGAGAAUUCAAGUUGCCCACCAUCACAGGAUGCACUCCGACUAGGUCGAGGUUUCCACAGUUUGAACCUAAACAGGAGACACGGUCUGAGAAGAUGCUCAAAGCCAUCAGAGACCCCAAGAGCAAUAUGGUAAAGAAGUACAAAGGCGCGAUGAGGCAGUUGUCGAGGAUGGAUAUGCUCAAGAAGAUGCAUAAGUGUCUUGAUACGAUCAACCCGGGAAGUUCAAAACACAUCGAGCACAAGCCACUCUACCGAAUGAGAGCAGUCAAAAAGACCUCGAGGCUUCUCACUAUACCUAAGUCCCAGCAACAUCUGGCACUUGCACAAAAAGAGCAGAUUGAGAGCAUGUUGCGAGCAAAUAGACGGCGACUUUCUGCUACAAGUACCAUCAGUAGAAGAGCAUCAGUGUCCUCCCAUGCAAUUGGAGAUACUGUUCAGGGUCCAGAAAAUGCCCAAGGGCCAGGCCAGGAGGGGUCGGCCACAGUGAAUGAAGAGGAAGUGGACGAGGACCGCACCGUGCGCGAGUCUAUACUUCCCUUCCUCGAGUGGCUGGACUUCUUGCAGGGAAGGGCAAACCAAUUCGCUGAGGACGAGGGCGAAGAAGAUUUCACUCCCCCAGCAGCUCCUCUCACUUCUUCCCCGCCACAACCCUCUUCUUCUUUACUUCCUCUCACCCAAGACACCCUUCGAUCGCUUCAAAAUCUCUCUUCCACGGACGACGAUCGUUCUAAUUCUUCAUCUUCUGCAUCUUCCGAUAUCACCAUCACUCCUGCUAACGCCCAUACCUUUCUCGCAAUGUCUUCCUCUUCAAAACAAGCUUCUCACGACCCUUUUGUCGACUCCACUGAAGCCAAACGCACCAAGACUGGUGACGGAUACGACAUGUCCUCUCACCCAUGCUUGGGCUCGAUUCGGCCAGAUCUAAGCCCAGAAAUCUCCCGUUUCUUCUUGAGAACAACUUCUGAAGUGACGGAGCCAAAACAUACUGACAACCAUCUAGCUAUCAUGAAGCAGAGCACUGCCAAAGCAGGAGAAAGCUCCGCCAAUGGAAAGGACACCCAAGCCACUCAGGCAUCUUAUCAGGCUAAGGACACUAAAGUCCGGCCAUCUUCUCGCAUCCCCCGGGGCCCUGCCAGUAUGCAGGCACAGAUGCCGCUGUCUAGCGAACACAAAGGAGCUCGAGCUACCCCGGAGCCUCGCAGCAUAAUGCCUCUUACCACUCGCACCCACGGUGCCGAGCAGAUGGGUAGCGCUAGAAAUGCGCCCGUCGAAAGCUUCUCCGGAAGCAUCAGGGUCGUUGAGAAGCCCCGUGGCCCACGACCCCAGAUCACAGCAGAGCAGACCGAUCCGGUGGAAGGAUCUGCCGGUAAAGUCGAGAUGCCCGAACCCAUGUCCUCAUCUUCUGGCUCGUCGUUCACCAGUGACUGGGCUGCCGGAAAAGAGAGUGACGUGCAAAAGCCCCCAACUGUCUUCACUGGGGAGUAUCGUACUCGCACGUUUACCAGAUCUGGAUCGCGCUUGGAAGGCCCUAAGCUGAGAAUAGCCUCCUCUGCAGAGAGAGUGCUUAGAGGCUCGGUCACUAAGGGCAGCGACCACGCUGAUACCCAUCACUCACAUCCAGCCCUUAAACACACUGAUUCUCUCUCAGGUCUCCCGAAGGAGACCGAAGAUACAGACGAUACUCCUCGUGCCAUGCCAGCGACCUCGGGCUCUCACAAUCAAUCGGCCGAGCAGACCCCCGUAGCGCGCAACUUUUGCCGACCUCACAUCUAUGGCGGCAGCCUCGGGAGCAAUCCAGUUACGCCCACUAAGACUCCAGUUGGAGCAAUCUCUGAUUCUAUCGGCACUGGACCUCCCACAGCAUACCGCGUUGCACCACGCAGCUCGUCAAUGCAGGCCGUGGCCAACUUCCCCCUGCACCCCAAAGCAGCGAGUGCCAUCGACUUGACCUCCCAAGAGACAACCCGUCCAAACAUCACCCAGGAUGAUCUUGCGGCCAAGGGUUCGGGUCAUACCUCAGCCGGCGCACGCAGAUUUGGGACGAUCCGAAACAUCUUCAAGUCGAAGGGGGCCAACGAGAAAGCCCGCAUCCGCCACCAGGAGAACGAGGCACCCGGCGCUGCCAGCAAGGAGGCAGUGCCCGAAACCACCAAGGCCCGGAGUAAACGACACACCAAGAUCUCGCCGGCCCAAAUCUCUCCACCCAUGCCCAUGGCCGAAGAGGAGACUCCUUCAUUUGCACGGGCCACCACAUCGACGCGCACUAAGGCCGAGCCUCCCCGUGACGGGCGUAUUCGUCGGGCCAACCUGGCAGCAAUGUCAACGGGAAACCCCCAGCGCCGCGGCGUCUAUCGACGCUCGCAGGUCAUGAUGCCCCCGCGCAUCUCUACCCCGUCACGGGCGAUCGGAUCGGCUCACGACAUCGCCAUGGUGAUCCGGGACGAGGCCGACGCGGCCAUGAAGGUCGCCGACGUGGGCAGCUGCAUCGAAGAGCUGGUGGCCAAGGGCCGGGACGCGACAGAAGCCAGCCAGAGGGAGGCAUACCUCCGAUUGGCUCUCCGGCUGCAGAAGCAGCUGGACGAGUACAAGGGGGCAGAGGGGGCAGCCGCCGAGGCGGAGGCUGCGGCCGCCAUGAAGCGGUCCGCAAAGGCCGACGCCGAACAGGCGCUGUUCGCGUGUCUCUCGGGGGUCCUCUCCCAUCUGGGGGAGGACCAGAUGGGCCAGUAA